GUUCACUUCCGGGAACGCACUCAGCUCUUAGUAUAGUGCGGCAGUGGAGUAAUGAGAAGAGGGAGAUGUGGAACACUCGGUGGAGACACUUUCAGGCGGUGGUGUGUGUUACACGGUGUUUGAAGGCUCAUCGGAGGAGGAUGUGGCGCACUCCAAAGUGUUCUGGAGCUCCAUGUAUCUACAGCCUCCCAUCGAGUCCAGCUUAGAGACGGUGGACGUCGGACAGCGUCUGAGGAGAGCCAAGGCCCCGCAACGCACGCUCUGCAAUAAUGUUCCCAAGCAGCCCCAAUGGACUAAAAACGAUGAGAUCCUACAGAGGGCUUACCAGCUACAGAUGCAGGAUGAGAAACAAAGAUACCUGGAAAUGGCGAAAAAGCGUGCCGAGAUCAUGGCCCUGCUAAAGAAGCAGAGAGAAGAUCGGAUUAAGAAAGAAAUGGUAUCCCGUUUGCGCGAGCCGAAUACGCCCCAGCAGACCAAGAGGUUUUUUUGCAAGACCCCUCCUGAGAUUCUGGAUGAGGACAUCAAGGAAGUGCGUGAACUUGUAUAAAGGGUGCCGGCAGUUUUUUUUAAAAACCCAACACAAAAAUGAUUUGGGUGUAUAAGAGCAUGCACAACACUGUCCAUUUAACAAAUGUAUGUCUUUACACACUUUUUUUUUUUGCUGAAUAAUAAAAAAGAAUUGAUUAUGUAGAAAAAUAAAAAAAAGUUCAUUUUAAAACACUUUACAUCAGGACUGGAAUCUCCAAAAAACUGCUUAUCUAUAAUAAUUUUUUUUUAAAUGCCUACUUCCCUGAGCUGCAUGUGUUAAAUGCAAAAAAAUAAAGGAAUCUGAAAAAAAAAA
This is a messenger RNA of Silurus meridionalis, 841 nucleotides long. It is a transcript of the gene hoatz, whose product is annotated as HOATZ cilia and flagella associated protein. The transcript is spliced from 6 exons. Lineage: Eukaryota; Metazoa; Chordata; Actinopteri; Siluriformes; Siluridae. Gene Ontology annotation, biological process: cilium assembly. The record is from RefSeq and is a predicted model, not a curated record. Bases 173 to 547 code for a protein of 124 amino acids.